Molecule: messenger RNA, 1797 nt
Organism: Pichia kudriavzevii
Lineage: Eukaryota; Fungi; Ascomycota; Pichiomycetes; Pichiales; Pichiaceae
Exons: 1
Coding region: 1-1797 (598 amino acids)
Biological process (GO): amino acid transmembrane transport
Cellular component (GO): membrane
Molecular function (GO): amino acid transmembrane transporter activity
Source: RefSeq, a predicted model, not a curated record
AUGUUAGAUGAUAGCACCAAGGUGUACGCAGAUAUCGAAAAUGUGGAACAGUCGAAUGCGAGUUUUGAAGGAAGCUCGGGCACGUUCACAUUUCGUUCGACCCAUUCGAAAAUACAUGAGCCAAUGAAUGAAAACCAACAUCACUCAACUAGUGGUUAUUGGCGGAAUUUUGUUGACAGUUUCAAGGAAUUUGAUUUUGAUGAACUAGAUCCCAACUUAAGCGAAAUCGAAAAGGCGCAGGCUAUUGCUGCCAGAUCACCGUUGCAAAGAGGGUUGAAAUCAAGACAUGUUCAGAUGAUUGCAAUUGGAGGUGCCAUUGGUACUGGUUUGUUUGUUGGUUCGGGUAAUGCCUUGAGGACUGGUGGGCCAGCCUCGUUGAUCAUAUGUUACUUUUUAGUCGGUACUAUGAUCUUUUGUACUGUUCAGGCUCUAGGUGAGUUGGCUGUGGCCUUCCCCAUUCCAGGUUCAUUUUUAGCUUUGAAUACUAGGAUGAUCUCCCCGAUUUGGGGGUUUUGUAUGGCAUGGAACUUUGCACUACAAUGGUUGAUCAUCUUACCACUUGAACUGGUUGCAGCAUCUAUAACAAUUACUUACUGGAACAAUGAUAUAAAUGGGGCUGUUUGGGUUGCUAUAUUUUACACUUUGAUUGUCUCCAUCAAUAUUUUCGGGGUUAAAGGUUAUGGUGAAGCAGAAUUUAUGUUUUCCAUCAUCAAAGUCAUUGCAGUUAUAGGAUUUGUUAUUCUUGGUAUUGUCUUGAAUUGUGGUGGUGGACCAAUUGGUGGUUACAUUGGAGGAAAAUAUUGGCAUGAUCCCGGUGCCUUUAAUCACGGAUUCAAGGGAUUUUGUGCUGUUUUUGUUACUGCUGCAUUUUCCUUUGGUGGUACCGAAUUAGUUGGAUUAGCAGCUGCAGAAACUUCCAAUCCAAGGAAAACCUUACCUACAGCUACAAAACAAGUAUUCUGGAGAAUCACUCUAUUUUAUAUGAUCUCAUUGACAAUCGUGGGAUUACUAGUUCCAUAUAAUGAUCCAAGAUUGAUUGGUAAUUCAAGUGCAGACGCAAGUGCGUCUCCCUUUGUCAUUGCAAUUCGAAACGCAGGUAUUGGCGGAUUACCAUCAUUAGUUAAUGUUGUCAUCCUAAUUUCUGUUUUGUCUGUGGGAAACUCUGCAGUUUUCGGAUGUUCACGUGCUAUUGCCACUUUGGGAGAUCAAGGGUUUGCACCCCGGUUUUUCAGCUUUGUAGAUAGGAAGGGACGUCCAAUAUUUGGUAUUGCAGUGACCCUGAUUUUCGGUUUGAUUAGUUUUCUAGCCGCCACGCCAAAAGAAACGACUGUUUUUGGAUGGUUAAUGGCGAUUUCAGGGUUAUCUGCUAUUUUCACUUGGGGAACGAUAUGUUUCACCCAUAUCAGGUUUAGAAUGGCAUUGAGGGCGCAAGGACGUGAUACAAGUGAAUUAACCUUCACUGCAAUGACAGGAAUUUGGGGGUCUGUUUGGGCCGUUUUCUUGGACGUGUUAAUUUUAAUUGCCGAGUUUUGGGUCUCUCUAUUUCCCGAUGAUAAGCCUGAUGCUUAUAACUUCUUUCAGAAUUAUCUCAAUAUUUUCUUUGUUAUGUUUGUCAUGUGCAUCUACCUAGUUUGGAAAAAAUUCAAUGUUGUAUUCCUUGUCAAUUUGAAAGAUGUGGAUAUUAAUACCGGACGUCGUGUCGACGAUCUAGACCAAAUCCGCCAAGAAAUAGCAGAGGAAAAGGCAUACAUUGCGUCAAAACCUCUGUACUACCGUAUGUAUAAGUUCUGGUGUUGA